UCGCCGCCGCCGCUGCCGCCGCCGCCCGAGACUCGCGCAGAGCAGUUAUGGCGGAUCCCGCAGCCCCCGCGCCUGUAGCUCCAGCUGCCGCCCAGGCCCCGGCCCCGGCCCCGGAGGCGGCCCCAGCCGCGGACGCUGCCCCCGCCCCGGAUUCGGCCUCCGGGCGGUCCUCGGACUCCGGCCCCGAAGCCGGCUCGCAGCGCCUGCUGUUCUCUCACGACCUGGUGUCGGGCCGUUACCGCGGCUCGGUGCACUUCGGGCUGGUGCGCCUCAUCCAUGGCGAGGACUCGGACUCGGAGGGCGAGGAGGAGGGCCGCGGGAGCUCGGGGUGCUCGGAGGCCGGCGGCGCCGGCCACGAGGAGGGCCGGGCCAGCCCGCUGCGCCGCGGCUACGUGCGCGUCCAGUGGUACCCGGAGGGCGUCAAGCAGCAUGUGAAGGAGACCAAGCUGAAGCUGGAGGACCGCUCGGUGGUGCCCCGGGACGUGGUCCGACACAUGCGCUCCACCGACAGUCAGUGUGGGACCGUGAUAGACGUCAACAUCGACUGUGCCGUCAAGCUCAUCGGCACCAACUGCAUCAUCUACCCUGUCAACAGCAAGGACCUCCAGCACAUCUGGCCCUUCAUGUACGGGGACUACAUUGCCUACGACUGCUGGCUCGGGAAGGUCUACGACCUGAAGAACCAGAUCGUCCUGAAGCUGUCCAACGGUGCCAGGUGCUCCAUGAACACGGAAGACGGCGCCAAGCUCUACGAUGUCUGCCCCCAUGUCAGUGACUCGGGCCUCUUCUUCGAUGAUUCCUACGGCUUCUACCCAGGCCAGGUGCUCAUCGGCCCCGCCAAGAUCUUCUCCAGCGUGCAGUGGCUGUCGGGGGUCAAGCCCGUGCUCAGCACCAAGAGCAAGUUCCGCGUGGUGGUGGAAGAGGUGCAGGUUGUGGAGCUGAAAGUCACGUGGAUAACCAAGAGUUUCUGUCCAGGGGGCACGGACAGCGUCAGCCCCCCGCCUUCUGUCAUCACCCAGGAAAAUCUAGGCAGGGUGAAGCGUCUCGGAUGCUUUGACCAUGCUCAGCGGCAGCUCGGGGAGCGCUGUCUGUAUGUCUUCCCAGCCAAGGUAGAGCCGGCCAAGAUUGCCUGUGAAUGUCCAGAAAAAAACUGCGCCCAGGGGGAGGGCUCUAUGGCCAAGAAGGUGAAGCGCCUCCUGAAGAAGCAGGUUGUGAGGAUCAUGUCUUGCUCCCCGGACACCCAGUGCUCCAGGGACCAUUCCAUGGAGGAUCCAGACAAGAAAGGGGAAGCCAAAGCCAAGAGCGAGCCGGGGUCGGCCAGUCCCGGGGAGACACCCGGAGGCUCUGCCAGCCCCAUGGAGCUGCAGGACGAGGGCCCAGAGGAGCCCCGCGAGGCCAGCGAGCAGCUGCCCCCCUUCCUGCUGAAGGAAGGCGCGGAUGACAGGCUGCACUCCGCAGAGCAGGAUGCGGACGACGAGGCUGCCGAUGACACGGACGACUCCAGCUCGGUGACUUCCUCCGCCAGCUCCACCACCUCCUCGCAGAGCGGCAGCGGCGCCGGCCGCAAGAAGAGCAUCCCCUUGUCCAUCAGGAACUUGAAGCGGAAGCACAAACGGAAGAAGAGCAAGGUCACGCGUGACCUGAAGCCUGGCGACAGGGUGGCCGUGGAGGUGGUGACCACGAUGACCUCAGCGGAUGUGGCGUGGCAGGACGGCUCUGUGGAGCGCAAUAUCCGCUCCAAUGACCUCUUCCCCGUGCACCACCUGGACAACAAUGAGUUCUGCCCUGGAGACUUCGUGGUCGACAAGCGAGUCCACGGCUGUGCAGACCCUGCCGUCUACGGCGUGGUGCAGUCUGGGGACCACACCGGCCGCACCUGCAUGGUGAAGUGGUUCAAGCUGCGGCCCAGUGGGGAUGACGUGGAGCUGAUUGGAGAGGAGGAAGACGUGAGCGUCUAUGACAUUGCUGACCACCCCGACUUCCGGUUCCGCACGACUGACAUCGUCAUCCGCAUCGGCAACACUGAGGACGGGGCGCCGCCCCGGGAGGACGAGCCGUCGGUGGGCCAGGUGGCCCGUGUGGACGUCAGCAGCAAGGUGGAAGUGGUUUGGGCAGACAAUUCCAAGACCAUCAUCCUGCCCCAGCACUUGUAUAACAUCGAGUCCGAGAUCGAGGAGUCGGACUAUGACUCGGUGGAAGGCAGCACCAGUGGGGCCUCCUCAGAUGAGUGGGAGGAUGAUAGUGACAGCUGGGAGACGGACAAUGGGCUGGUGGAGGACGAACACCCCAAGAUAGAGGAACCCCCAGUCCCACCCACUGAACAGCCAGCCGCCCCCGAGGAGGACAAGGGGGUGGUGAUCAGUGAAGAGGCGGCUACGGCGGCCAUCCAGGGAGCGGUGGCCAUGGCUGCCCCCGUGGCUGGGCUGAUGGAGAAGGCUGGCAAGGAUGGGCCCCCGAAGAGCUUCCGGGAGUUGAAGGAGGCCAUCAAGAUCCUGGAGAGCCUGAAGAACAUGACAGUGGAGCAGCUUCUGACAGGCUCGCCCACCUCCCCCACAGCAGAGCCCGAGAAGCCAACACGGGAGAAGAAAUUUCUGGAUGACAUCAAGAAGCUGCAGGAAAACCUCAAGAAGACCCUGGACAACGUGGCCAUUGCAGAGGAGGAGAAGAUGGAGGCGAUGCCUGACGCGGAGCGCAAGGAGGACAAGCCCGAGGGGCCGCCGCCUGCGAAGGCCGAGUGGCCCAGCGAGACCCCGGUGCUCUGCCAGCAGUGUGGCGGCAAGCCCGGUGUCACCUUCACCAGCGCCAAGGGCGAGGUCUUCUCGGUGCUCGAGUCCGCGCCCUCAAACCACUCUUUUAAGAAAAUUGAGUUCCAGCCUCCAGAAGCCAAGAAGUUCUUCAGCACUGUGCGGAAGGAAAUGGCACUGCUGGCUACCUCACUGCCCGACGGCAUAAUGGUCAAGACUUUCGAGGACCGAAUGGACCUCUUCUCUGCCCUAAUCAAGGGCCCCACUCGGACCCCCUAUGAGGACGGCCUCUACCUGUUUGACAUCCAGCUCCCCAACAUCUACCCAGCUGUGCCCCCCCACUUUUGCUACCUCUCCCAGUGCAGUGGCCGUCUGAACCCCAAUCUGUAUGACAAUGGGAAAGUGUGUGUCAGCCUUCUGGGCACCUGGAUUGGAAAGGGAACAGAGAGGUGGACGAGCAAAUCCAGCCUUCUCCAGGUGCUCAUCUCCAUCCAAGGUCUCAUCCUGGUGAACGAGCCAUACUACAACGAAGCCGGCUUCGACAGCGACCGGGGUCUGCAGGAGGGCUACGAGAACAGCCGCUGCUACAACGAGAUGGCGCUGAUCCGCGUGGUACAGUCCAUGACCCAGCUGGUGCGGCGGCCCCCCGAGGUCUUCGAGCAGGAGAUCCGGCAGCACUUCAGCGCUGGCGGCUGGCGGCUGGUGAGCCGCAUCGAGUCCUGGCUGGAAACCCACGCCCUGCUGGAGAAGGCCCAGGCGCUGCCCAACGGGGUCCCCAAGGACGGCAGCUCACCGGAACCACCGGCGGGGGCCGAGCUCUCAGACUCCAGCCGAGAAGAGCCCGAGGACGGAGGGCUGGCCCCCGGCGAGGCCUCUCAGGGCUCAGACUCGGAAGGCGGCGCCCAGGGCCCAGCCUCAGCCGUCAGGGACCGCAUGGACCAGGCCUCAGAGGCAGCACCGGACACAUCGGUGCCACCCAGCGUCAAACCAAAGAAGCGGCGGAAGAGCUACCGGAGCUUCUUGCCUGAGAAGAGCGGCUACCCUGACAUCGGCUUCCCCCUCUUCCCGCUUUCUAAGGGUUUCAUCAAGAGCAUCCAGGGUGUCCUGACGCAAUUCCGGGCAGCUCUGGUAGAGGCAGGCAUGCCAGAGAGCGCAGAGGACAAGUAGCCGCCGGCCCUGAAGAAAGAGUGACACAGCGGGAGAGGCCAGCGCAGCUGCUGCCUGCUCUCCCCUCCCCUGGAGUCUCCCUUCCCCACUCCCCCACUCCCCCACCCACCCCCAGCCCGAAGCAAGCCCCACUGUCCCCGUAGCCCCCAAGGUGAGUUUGAUGCUGAAGUGCAGGAAGUUUCUUGAGAUGCUGCCAUUUCUAUCUGAAGCAAUCUUGACAGUCAGGUCCCCAUGGCAAAGAAAAUCUGAACGGUGUUGCUGAAUUUCCACUUGCCACCCCAGGCAGGAUGUCCCGGCACAUCCUCCUUUGCCGUCUCCAUCUCAGCUCAGACAGAGCCUUCUUCCGCCGGGCACUGGGCUUUGUUUGGGCCCAAGUGCUCUGCAGACAGCAGCAGCAGGGGGCCGUGCCUUGCAUGAAGUGUGGGAAGCUCCGGCUCUGGUCCCUUUCAACCUCUUCGGCUCAACUCUGCUUCCCUGGAUCCCUAGCCCGCCCGCUGCCACCACCAGACUCCCUGAGUCCCUGGCAUCGGCAUGGUCCCUCAGGAGGUGGAGCUGCUCUCCCUGAGUCCUGGUUCCAUGCUGGCCCUGGGGCCCGUUGACCUUGUUCUCGGAGAAGGCCGGGACCACCUCAGCCCUCACACACUGACGUGGAGAUGAGGGCCAGGGAGCUGCUGGGAAAGAAACAGCUGCAGGUGCCUUGCUCUUCCUGGCCUGGGUUGGUGGGAGUCAUGGCUCUGGCUUUAGGGCCUCACCUGCUUGGAGGGAAGCGGAUGGCUGCUUCCUGCCCAGCCUCAUCUCAGGGCCCAGGAGGUGGGGAUGGCAGCACCAGGGCCAGUGCCAGGCCCCUCCCGGUAGACCAGCCCCUCCGCUAUCAAGUGAUAACCCUGGGGGGUGGCCCCUGCCUUGGCAGCCAGCCCCUUCUAAGGUGAGAACAAAGCGUUCUGUCAGCCCUUCGCUUACAAACUCUGCAGGCUCAGUUGGGGAGAGCAGGGCGGCCGGCGGGGCCUGUCCUCCCUCCAGAAGAGGUUUACAAGUUUUCUAAGCUUUUGAUAAUGUGAAGCUCCAGGUGAAGAGGUUGCUGUUGAGCACAUCACAGCUAUGUAACUUUUGGUGUAUGUAUGUAAUAUUUAAGGUUGAAAACAACAAAAUCUCAAAAGCAAAAAUCUUAACACAAGAAAAAAAAGACAAAAAAAAAAAGCCAAAGCAUGAUGCGUCUUGUUAGCCUUAAGCUGGCUCCUCACCUGCGCAGUGCCACCCCGCCUGGCUGGCGGCAGUGUGGAAGGACAACAGGCCGGGCCAUGCACAGACCACACGGCCCUGGAGCCCAGAUCGGGAUCUUGUCAGAGAAAUCCAGAGAAAUCCCCCGAGUGACGGGCUGUGCUGCCAAGUGCGAUGUUCAUGUGGAGAUGUGAAAGCCUAUCGCUUAACAAUAUCUGUAUAAAGUGCUGUGAUUAAACUUUUUUUUACUUGCAUUUUUUUGGGGGGUCUGGCUCAUUACAAUGUACAAAAAAGACAAGGUGACACCAUUAAACCUGCCUCUGCCAUCA
Molecule: messenger RNA, 5458 nt
Organism: Choloepus didactylus (southern two-toed sloth)
Lineage: Eukaryota; Metazoa; Chordata; Mammalia; Pilosa; Megalonychidae
Gene: UBE2O
Product: ubiquitin conjugating enzyme E2 O
Exons: 18
Coding region: 48-3911 (1287 amino acids)
Source: RefSeq, a predicted model, not a curated record